GGGUGUGGGUGGGGGUUAGGCAAGUUCUGAACAUGUGAGUCUUUUGAAGGAGUCUUAAGUCUUUUGACUCAAGCCUCACUUACUAAGUAUUCUGAAAUCUUGUACAGAUACAAGGCUUCCUUCGGCACCUCGUUACAUUUCAAUUGUACUCAGACUGGUCCUCUCUGUUCAUAUUGAGCAGAACCAACACGUUGAGACCAAGAGGCCCGUUCAGGAAACACAUCUGAACCCGCUGCUAAAACUGGUGAGGGAACCAACCCAGGCGCACCCAAACAGAAACCCACGUCCACGAGGGACAGCCCUGCUCGCUGUUUACAAGAUGCUCAUUAAGGAAGUUAACAGAUAACAAUUGACGCACAGCCACACACACACACAUGCACCCAAACACACACUCACACGCAGACACUCGCACACACACACACACACACACACACACACACACACACACACACACACACACACACACACACACACACACACACACACACACACACACACACACACACACACACACACACACUCAAAGACACCAUAAGAACUGAGCAGUGCAGUGCCCUACCGUAUCAUAGAUAAGGCGCAGGCAGAAAGGGCGAGCAAGCUGGGAAGAGACAGCAGAAGCCGAGAGAGAGAGAGAGAGAACCACACACACAUCCACAGCAGAGGAGAAGCCCUUGCGGAGCCGCGCGCCGGACCCCCUCUCAGCGGACCUCCAGCCUUGGGUGGCGGACAGCAGAGAAGGUGCGCCCGAGGAUAAAGGCUCCGGGGUCUGGAGAGGAUCUCACCCCCCGUGGGCCACCCGGUGAGGGGCAUGCAGAGCUCCAGGGGAGCCCCAGUCUGCCCAGACGCCCGGGUCACGUCCCCCCGGCCGCAACGCCGCUGACAAGGAGCCGCUUGAUUGGUUGAUAUUAGAUCUUUUUUUCGGGGUGUUUUUACGCCGACGAACCGUAUUGAAACGUCGGUGGCGACGUUUUGAAUCAGAGUUUGGAGGAACACGGUUCCGCUGCGUCCGGACCGAACCGGUUCCUCACUGCCGUGCCUCUCCCAUGGCGAGCGGCCGGGAGCCCAACGCGGGGAGCCGCCUCAGCUCCAAGACGCUGUUCCUGCUCCUCUCCGCCCUGCUGCUCCGGGAGCCCCCCGGCGGCUGGGGGAGCCCCAUCCCUCCGCCCCUGCCCCGGCCCCGGGCCCCCGCCACGGCGGCCAGCGGCGGGCCGGGGCCGGGGCCGGGCGGGGAGGGGGGCGGCGGGGCGCGGGGUCUGCCGGACGACCUGGAGGAGCAGCUCCUCCACACCUCCAACCUGACGGGGGCGGGCGGGGCCGGCGUGCGGGUGGAGCCCCCGGAGUACAUGAUGGAGCUGUACAACCGCUUCGCCAACGACCACAGCGCCAUGCCCACCGCCAACAUCAUCCGGAGCUUCAAGAACGAAGCUCCGGCCCUCGGGGAGGCGGAGCCCAGCGACGUGCGGCGCCACCCCCUCCUCUUCAACGUCUCCGUCCCGCGCCACGAGCGCAUCACCGCCGCCGAGCUCCGCCUCUACACGCUGGUCCAGAACGACCGGCACCUGUACAGCGGCGUGGACCGCCGGGUCUCCGUCUACGAGCUGGGGCCCCCCGACGGGGGCGCCGGGGACCCCCCGCCCCCCAGGGGGGACGCCUUCCGGGCCCCCCUGGGUCCGGCUCCGGUGGAGCUGGCCUCCCGCCAGGUGUACGGCGUGGACGACGGCUGGGAGGCCUUCGACCUCACCGCCGCCGUGCAGCGCUGGCGGAGCUCCGAGAGCGGCACCACCCACCGGCUGGAGGUGCACAUCGCCAGCCUGCCCCCCGUGGAGGAGGGCGGGGUUCCGGGGGCGGAGCCCGGGGGUCUGGAGGCGGAGGCCGGCCGCAGCGACACGCCGCCGCCGCCGGAGAUGGGCGACAUGAAGAUCGACGCCAGCCCGGAGGAGAAGCACAAACCCUUACUGAUCGUCUUCUCCGACGACCAGAGCGGCGACGACCGGCAGGACCGCCAGGAGCUGAAUGAGAUGAUCGACCACGAGACCUCGGACCUCGCCCUCCAGCGGGACAACCUGGAGCCGGGUCUCCCCGGCCUCUGGGGCGAGGGGCCCCAGGAGGACGGCCUCGGCGAGGAGCCCGACGAGGAGGACCUGCUCCAGAUGCGCUCCAACAUGAUCUACGACACCACGUCCCGCUUCCGGCGCAACGCCAAGGGCGACUACUGCAAGCGGCGGUCGCUGUCCGUGGAGUUCAAGGACAUAGGCUGGGACAGCUGGAUCCUGGCGCCCGCGGCCUACGACGCCUUCGAGUGCAGCGGCGUGUGCACCUACCCGCUGACCAAGCACGUCACGCCCACCAAGCACGCCAUCGUCCAGACCCUGAUCAACAUCAACAGUCCCCAGAAGGCGGCCAAGGCCUGCUGUGUGCCGACCAAGCUGGAGCCCAUAUCCCUGCUGUACCUGGACGACACUGGGGUCGUGACGUACAAGUACAAGUAUGAAGGCAUGAUGGUGGCCGAGUGCGGCUGUAGAUAGUUGGAGGGCGCCGUGGACUGACGCAGACGUUUAGGCCGCAGUCGGUAGGACAAGGCGGGACAGAAAGAAGCCUUUUCCUGUCUGAAUCUAUGUAUGCUCCGAAGCAAGUCAGGUGGUCUGUAAAGAGUGUAGAGGAAUGUUAUGCAUCAAAGGGGGAGGUUGUGCUAACCUUGUAACAGAUUGAUUAAGGAUCUAGAGUUGACCCAAACCAGGAGACUUUGUACCAAACUGAGUAUUUCAUCAAGAAACGGACCAAUGGCUGAAGCACCAUAUCGAGGGAGGCUUGGUGGGAACGGUUCUGCUUACCCUUACCCCCCCCGUCCCUCCUGUUUUGACACCAGUCCCCUGACAUCAGCCUUCCUCUCUGUUAUCAGAGCCCCCGCUGGAGGCCGACGCAAUUCAGCACUUAUGGCGGAGCUGCCUCGGCCAAUGACCUUUCAGGGGCGACCAGCCCUGCCUGUCCAGAACCCUGGUCCGGACCCACCUCCACCCCCAAGACCCCUGGUGCACCUCCACCCCCCAAGACCCUCCACCCCCAGACACCUCGGCCCAGACCCACCUCCACCCCCCUGGUCCACCUCCACCCCCCUGGUCCACCUCCACCCCCCAGACCCUCCACCCCCAUACCCCUCGGCCCAGACCCACCUCCACCCCCUAGACCACCCCAGCCUUCCCUGUCCAACCUGGGGUCAAAGCCUUAUCUCUCCGACCCCCCCCCCCCCCCCCCCCCCCCCGGAUGGCAUGUGAGGCUGCCCUGCGCGUUCCUUCACAGACGCGGUGAUAACAAGGUGUCGGGGCUGGGAACCAUGUGCCCUGCCACUCUGAGAGAUGGAGCCCCUCCCUCACUGGGCUCAAGGAACUCCUGGCCUGGGAUGGCUGGUGGGGGAGGGGGGGGGGACUCUGACCCUGUAGUACCGCCUGGACAGAUCUCCAUGUCCCAGACACCAACCCCCCCCCCCCCCGUGUCACCGGGCAGAGGUUGGCGGUCCUCUAUCGCCUCCAGGGUGCUGUUUGGCCUUAUCUUCAUGCACACGCCGAACGCGUUAUGAUUCAGACCAGCUGCUGGACUCAGUAUUUAUUGUUCUAAUUUAUUUUUAUUUUUGUUACACAAUGUAAGAUGUUAUCGCAUGUUGUUACGUGUUUCCACCGGGGAACGGGAUCUGUGAAUCGUCUUCUCUUUGUCCUUAAUUCCUUAAUAAUAUUUACCGAAAAGUAUACGUUUCUUCGUGAAUAUACCGACCCGUAGACCCAACCCUGUAGGAGUUUGUAAACGCUGUUCUUCGCACAGCCUGUUCAAUAUUUAACAGGGUCUUGUAUUUGUUGUAAAUAAUGUUAUUUAUAAAUGGAAGUUGAACAUCAUCAUUUUAACAAAGCUGUUAUUUUUACCGAAA
Molecule: messenger RNA, 3916 nt
Organism: Gadus macrocephalus (Pacific cod)
Lineage: Eukaryota; Metazoa; Chordata; Actinopteri; Gadiformes; Gadidae
Gene: bmp10
Product: bone morphogenetic protein 10
Exons: 2
Coding region: 1044-2525 (493 amino acids)
Biological process (GO): BMP signaling pathway; SMAD protein signal transduction
Cellular component (GO): extracellular region
Molecular function (GO): cytokine activity; growth factor activity
Source: RefSeq, a predicted model, not a curated record